Messenger RNA from Musca vetustissima, 761 nucleotides. It is a transcript of the gene Jhbp1, whose product is annotated as protein takeout. The transcript is spliced from 5 exons. The record is from RefSeq and is a predicted model, not a curated record. NCBI's taxonomy places the organism in Eukaryota, Metazoa, Arthropoda, Insecta, Diptera, Muscidae. The coding region runs from base 12 to 752 and encodes 246 amino acids.
AUAAUAUUAAAAUGUGGAAAAUUGCUUUGUGUUUAGUUGCAUUCCAAGUGAUCUUGGCCCAGGAAGCUGGUGAAAUUCCUGAAUAUAUCAAACCCUGCAGACGGGAUGAUCCUGAACUGCUGAAAUGUUUUAUGAACUCACUGGAACAUUUAAAACCAUAUUUGGCUAAGGGUAUUCCAGAAAUUGAGGUACCCUCUGUUGAACCCUUCCACAUGAGUGAAUUGGCCCUGCAGUUGACCGAUGGACCUCAAGGUUAUAAAAUCACAUUGAGAGAUAUGGAAGUGUUUGGUGCCAGUAAUUUCGAUGUGAAAUCAAUGAAAUUGAGUGAAAAUGGUGAACCUUUCACAGCACAAAUUAUUAUGCCCAAAUUGAAAAUUGAAUCGAAAUAUAUUAGUUCGGGUGUUUUGCUGAUUAUUCCCGCUUCCGGUGGUGGUGAUUUCCAUGCCGUUUUUGAGGGUUGCAAGGCCAAUCUCACCGGCAAGGUUUCCACACCAGUAAGAAAUGGCAAAACCUAUUUGCAUUUAGAUGCCUUCAGCAUUACCCUGGAUGUGGAAAAGGCCAGUAUGUCUAUCUCAAAUGCCUUCAACAAUAAUCGUAUUUUACUUGAAGCCACCAAUUUAUUCUUGCGUGAAAAUGUCCGCGUUGUCCUCGAAGCUAUGCAACCUCAGUUGCACAAAAAAUUAGCCAUGGAAUUUGGCAAAUUGACCAAUCAGUUCCUGAAACAUGUACCCCGUGACUGGUUCUAUGUGUAAAUUUUAUGA